This is a messenger RNA of Caenorhabditis angaria, 1446 nucleotides long. NCBI's taxonomy places the organism in Eukaryota, Metazoa, Nematoda, Chromadorea, Rhabditida, Rhabditidae. The record is from the annotation of a GenBank genome assembly.
UUGCAGCAAUUUUUUGGGAACCCGAAGAAGACUUCGGAAUCUCCAAGCCCAACGCCAGAUUCUCCAAGCCCGGCGCCUGCAUCAACAUCAAAGGCGAAACCGAAAAAAGGGCGGAAAGUGGUCUACUCGGAUUCAUCAGAAGAAGAUUGGGAUGAUUUGGCGUAUCGAGAAACUGAACCAGUUUUCUAUCCGGGAUCCGAUGAUGAAGAAUUGCUCGCUAAAAUAGAAGCUAGAAAAUCGAGAAGAUGUAAAGAGAAGAAAGAAGAAGAAGAAGAGCCGAUGAGAGAAACGAGAAUUGGUGGAAAAUAUUUGAGGGGAAUUCGACGACCUGAUUUGUGGAAUAGACAAGAAUAUAAGGAUAAACAGAAGGAUAAAGAGAAGAAGAAAGAGAAAACACCGCCGGUUAGGAAGAGUCCGAGAAAAAAGGCGGUGAAAGUGGUUUAUAAGGGGUGAGUUUUUUGGGGAGGUUUGAAGCUUGGAAACUGGAAAAUUCGAGAUUUUUGGGAAAAAUUAGUCUAGCAGCUUGGAAUAUCAAAAAUUUGCGAUUAAAAAAUUCUUCAGAAGCUCAUUUUUGAGCUUUGAAAGUAGAAAAUUCGAGAUUUUUGGGAAAAAUUGGUCUAGAAGCUUGCAAUCUCAAAAAUCUGCCUAAAAAUAUAUAUGGCUUCAUAUUUUCAUCAAAAAUGCUCCAGGAGCUCAUUUUUUGAGCUUUUAAACCGGAAAAUUCGAGAUUUUUGUGAAAAUAUGGUCUAGAAGCUUUUGAUUCCAAAAAAAUGUGCCUAAAAAUAAAUAUUGAUUCAUGUUUUCAUCAAAAAAUGCUCGAGGAGCUCAUUUUUGAGAUUUGAAACUAGAUAAUUCGAGAUUUUUGGGAAAAAUUGGUCUAGAAGCUUUGAAUCUCAAAUAUUUGCUGUCAAAAUUCACCUGGAUCCAGUUUUCUGUUAAAAAAUGCUCCAGAAGCUCUUUUGCCUGAAAAACCGGCCUGAAAUUUGAAAAUCUAGAAUUUCUACCAAAAUACUUUGUUUCAAAAUUAAGAAUUGCACAAAAUUUAAUUUUAAUCGUGAAAUUUUCACGUUUCACGUGGCUUUAUUUUCAUUUCACAUUUUUUUUUCCAGAACUGUCGAGGAACUCAUGAAACAAUGUCAAGAAUGUGUUGUAAAUGUGCCAGAUGUAAUAAAUUUCAAACAAGCACGAGAUGUCAGAAAAACGAAUUUAUUGGCGCAAGCUCUAGGCCUCCCGGAAGCGGAAAAAUAUCGACAAGUUCACAUUUAUCGCGCCAUGAAACGUAAAUUCGAUCUUCCUGAAACUGAUCGAGAAAUGACGGAUGCGGAAGAGGAAAGUGAGGAUGAAAUUGUUGAAGAGAAGAAAGUGAAAAAGAGAAGACAAUUGAAAAGAGCGUGUAAAGAGGAGCAGAAAAAGAAAGCGAGGAAAUCGUUGAGAAAAAGGAAUUGA